AUGACUGGGCUCAUCGCAAAGUAUGCCAUGAAGAAGGUGCUGGGCAAGGAGAUGGAAAAGUACAAGAGCAAGGAUGCUGCCGGUCCCUAUGAUCCCUACUACGAAGUGAUCCCCCAUCCGACAAAACCCAACAAGACCAAGAAAGUAAAGAAGCAGAUUGCAGCCUACAUCCCACCCCAUGAUGCCGAUGUGCUUGCAAAAGCCCGCAAAACUGCCUAUAGGCUCGACUAUGCUCUCUUCACCUUUGCUGGAAUCCGCUUUGGCUGGGCUUCGGUCAUCGGUCUUGUGCCCGCUAUUGGCGACUUUGCGGAUGCUGCCCUCGCACUCAACUUGAUCAGAGGCAUGAGGAAGAUCGAGUGUGGCCUGCCAUCAAGUGUCCUGGUCAUGAUGCUGAUCAAUCUGGCGAUUGAUUUCUUGGUUGGUCUUGUUCCCUUUAUCGGCGACAUUGCAGAUGCGGCCGUCAAGUGCAACGGCAAGAACGUCCGCCUCCUCGAAGAACAUCUCGACAAGGUCUACAAGCCCGACGAGCUCAAAGCCAAGGAUUCUCAGCUGCCCAGAGAGCGUCGACCUCGCCCUGCCUCUGUGUAUGUCGACUUUGACGACGAGGCCGGUGCCCGGCGAAACGAAUUCGCCGAUGACCAUGACGCUGUCCGCGAACCCCAGCGCUCCUAUGAUGGGAGACGGGUGCCUGAUAUAGAGAAUCAGAUGGCUGGCUCUCGGCAAGCUAUGCAGCAACCGCUGAGAGACGAGAGGCCCAGUCGCAAUGGCACACGAAAAAGCAGACGCUAA
Molecule: messenger RNA, 789 nt
Organism: Plenodomus lingam JN3
Lineage: Eukaryota; Fungi; Ascomycota; Dothideomycetes; Pleosporales; Leptosphaeriaceae
Source: RefSeq, a predicted model, not a curated record